Messenger RNA from Sinocyclocheilus anshuiensis, 2698 nucleotides. RefSeq names its product piwi-like protein 2. The transcript has 21 exons. The record is from RefSeq and is a predicted model, not a curated record. Bases 59 to 2500 code for a protein of 813 amino acids. Gene Ontology annotation, molecular function: RNA binding; protein binding. NCBI's taxonomy places the organism in Eukaryota, Metazoa, Chordata, Actinopteri, Cypriniformes, Cyprinidae.
AAUCAUCAGUGUCCUGGGCAGAGGAUUUGUUGGUGUUGGCAGAGCUGCGUUGCCCCAUAUGAGUGUAGGCCGUAGACCGAUUGGCCCGUCGGGUCCCGUUUCUCCCGUUGCUGCCCCGUUCUCCUUGCAGUCUGCCGCCUCCGUCUCUGAAGAAGCCCCAGUUCCUCCAGGAACACCCCCAAAAGUUGAAGUGAAAAUUGAGAAAGUGAAGGAGCCUCUGCAGAAAAUGGGAACAAAAGGCUGUCCCGUAUCCAUCGGGUCAAACUACAUCCCCAUCUGUUGCAAAAAUGAAGCUGUGUUUCAGUACCAUGUUACUUUUACGCCGAACGUUGAGUCUCUCGGUAUGCGCUUUGGUAUGAUGAAGGAGCAUCGGCCUACUACAGGAGAGGUAGUGGCUUUUGACGGAUCCAUCCUCUAUCUGCCAAAACGUCUUGAAGAGGUUGUUCAUCUUAAAGCUGAGAGAAAAACUGACAAUCAAGAGAUUGACAUCAAGAUCCAGUUGACAAAGAUUCUGCCGCCCAGCUCUGAUCUGUGUAUCCCAUUCUACAACGUGGUCCUAAGGAGAGUGAUGAAAUUACUGGGGCUGAAGCUGGUGGGCAGAAACCAUUACGACCCCAACGCUGUAGUGAUUCUCGGCAAACACAGGCUUCAGGUGUGGCCUGGAUACUCCACCAGUAUCAAGCACACUGAUGGCGGCCUCUACCUCAUUGUGGACGUCUCGCAUAAGGUGCUGCGAAAUGACUCUGUGCUGGAUGUGAUGAACCUGAUUUACCAGGGAAGUCGUGAGAGCUUUCAGGACGAAUGCACAAAGGAGUUUGUCGGCUCAAUCGUCAUCACGCGCUAUAAUAACCGCACUUACCGUAUCGAUGACAUCGAGUGGUCCAAGUCUCCCAAAGACACUUUCACCUUGGCUGACGGAACCGUGACCACGUUUGUCGAUUACUACAGAAAGAACUAUGGCAUCACCAUAAAGGAACUGGACCAACCACUGCUCAUCCAUCGUCCAAAAGAGAGGUCCAAACCAGGAGGAAAGGUUAUAACGGGUGAAAUCCUGCUGCUGCCGGAACUCUCCUUCAUGACCGGCAUCCCUGAAAAAAUGAGGAAAGACUUCAGAGUCAUGAAGGAUCUGACCAUGCACAUCAAUGUGGGAGCCGAGCAGCACACCCAGAGUCUCAAACAACUGCUGCACAACAUCAACAGCAGUAGCGAAGCGGUCUCCGAGCUGGCCCGCUGGGGCCUCAGCAUCAGCCAAGAGAUUCUAGUGACUCAAGGAAGAACUCUGCCCAGCGAGACCAUCUGCUUGCAUUCAGCUUCUUUUGUCACGUCUCCGGCUGUAGACUGGUCCAGAGAGGUGGUUCGAGACCCCUCCAUCAGCACUGUUCCUCUGAACUGCUGGGCUGUUUUCUAUCCCCGGCGGGCAACCGAUCAGGCAGAGGAGCUCGUGACUACUUUUACGAGGGUAGCCGGACCAAUGGGCAUCAGAAUUGAGCGGCCCAUCCGCGUAGAGCUACGGGAUGAUCGAACCGAGACCUACGUCAAGAGCAUUCACUCUCAACUCACCAGUGAGCCCCGCAUGCAGCUGGUCGUGUGCAUUAUGACCGGAAACAGAGACGACCUGUACAGCGCCAUCAAAAAGCUCUGCUGCAUCCAGAGUCCAGUACCAUCACAGGCCAUCAACGUGCGGACCAUCUCCCAGCCACAGAAGCUCCGCAGCAUCGCUCAAAAGAUCCUUCUGCAGAUUAACUGCAAACUGGGAGGAGAGCUGUGGACGGUAAAUGUUCCUCUGAAAUACCUGAUGGUGAUUGGGGUGGAUGUUCACCAUGACGUAAGCAAGAAGAGCAGAUCUGUCAUGGGCUUUGUAGCAAGUCUCAACAGCAUGCUGACCAAAUGGUACUCCAGGGUUACCUUCCAGAUGCCUCAUGAGGAGAUAAUCAACGGCUUCAGAGUCUGUCUGCUGGCUGCCCUGCAGAAAUACUACGAGGUGAACCACGCCUUCCCUGAGAAGAUCGUCAUCUAUCGCGACGGCGUGUCUGACGGACAGCUCAAGACUGUGGAGCUUUACGAGAUCCCUCAGGUUCUGAAAUGCUUCGAGACCAUCCCGAACUACGAACCGAAGCUGGCUUUCAUCGUGGUGCAGAAGAGGAUCAGCACCACCCUGUACUCCUACGGAUCCGACCACUUCGGCACGCCCUCGCCAGGAACCGUACUGGACCACACCGUCACAAACAGAGACUGGGUGGACUUCUACCUAAUGGCACAUUCGAUUCGACAGGGUUGCGGCCUUCCCACUCAUUACAUCGCAGUGUACAACACUGCAAACCUCACCCCUGACCACUUACAGAGGUUGACCUUCAAGAUGUGCCACCUGUAUUGGAAUUGGCCCGGAACGAUACGCGUUCCUGCACCGUGCAAGUACGCCCACAAACUGGCCUUUCUGUCUGGUCAGUACCUCCACUCAGAGCCUGCCAUCCAGCUCUCAGAGAAACUGUUUUUCCUGUGAAUGAGACCCGUUCAGCGUCUCAAUCAGACACAAGAGGGAUCGAAUCUCCCUCUUUCGUUCUUGUUUUUUUUUUUUUGCUUUUCUUAAAAGUACUGUUCUGAAUGUUCUUUGCUGGUAUCCAAAACAACCUUUUUUUUUUCCCAAAAGUGUUUUUGUAACUCUUAGUUGUUCGUUCUUGUAAAGCAUUACUGAAUAAAG